Mesorhabditis spiculigera is the source of this 831-nucleotide messenger RNA. NCBI's taxonomy places the organism in Eukaryota, Metazoa, Nematoda, Chromadorea, Rhabditida, Rhabditidae. The record is from the annotation of a GenBank genome assembly.
AUGACAUGGGAAAAGGAGAUGCAGCGAAACCGAAAACCGUGGCGGGGAAUCCUGCUGUUCGGCCCACCGGGUACGGGAAAGUCCUUCAUCGCCAAGGCCGUCGCAACCGAGGCCGGCAACUCGACGUUCUUCUCGAUUUCCUCCUCGGAUCUGAUGAGCAAAUGGCUGGGUGAAUCAGAAAAACUCGUCAAAAACCUUUUCGAACUCGCGCGCCACAACAAGCCCAGCAUCAUCUUCAUCGACGAGAGCGCGAGACGUGUGAAAACGGAGUUCAUGGUCCAGAUGCAGGGAGUCGGGUUGAACAAUGACGGGAUUCUGGUCCUCGGCGCGACGAACAUCCCCUGGAUUCUUGACGCGGCCAUCAGGAGACGUUUCGAAAAACGCAUCUACAUUUCACUCCCCGAUCUUCACGGCCGCAAGGAGAUGUUCAAGCUUGAGGUCGGGAAGAAUAGGAACAAUCUCAGCGAUGGAGACUACAGGUUGUUAGCCGAGAAAACGGACGGGUUCUCCGGCUACGAUAUCAACAUACUGGUGAAAGACGCGCUGAUGCAGCCGAUUCGACGGGUACAAACGGCCACGCAUUUCAAGUACGUCAGCGGCCCCGACUCGAACAACCCCGCCGUGACCGUGCACGACUUGCUCACCCCCUGCUCGCCCGGUGACCCGCAGGCGAUGGCCAAGAGCUGGAUGGACAUUCCGCAGGGCAAGAUUGCCGAGCCGCUCCUGACUAUGGGUGACCUGCAACGAUCGCUGACCACGGUGAAGCCGACGGUCAACCGGGACGAUCUCUCCCGCCUUGAGGGCUUCGCACGCGACUUUGGCCAAGAGGGC